AUGCUACGGCACUCUCGCGUGCCGCUCCUUCGCGUGCCGCUGCUGAGAGCUGCUGCGCCACGGCAGCUCUGCGCGUGGAAUCGAGAGAAGCCCCACAUCAACAUCGGUACCAUCGGCCACGUCGACCACGGGAAGACGACUCUCACCGCCGCCAUCACCAAGGCGCGACCACCUUUCGGCCUCGAGGUUAUGCAGACAGUUGAAGCUAUGGGUGAUCAGAGCGCCUCAUGCAUGGACGGCGCCAUCCUGGUCGUGUCUGCGCCGGACGGGCCGAUGCCGCAGACGCGCGAGCACGUGCUGCUCGCGAAGCAGGUGGGGCUGCCGCGCAUGGUCGUCUUUAUGAACAAGUGCGACAUGGCUGACGACGAGGAGCUGCUCGAGCUGGUGGAGAUGGAGGUGCGCGAGCUCCUCCAGCUGCACGACUUCCCCGCGGACGACACGCCCUUCGUGCGCGGCUCCGCCCUGUGCGCGCUCGAGGUGGACGACUUCAUCCCGACGCCUCAGCGCGAGACCGACAAGGCGUUCCUCAUGCCGAUCGAGGACACCUUCUCCAUCGCAGGCCGAGGGACGGUCGUGACCGGCCGCGUCGAGUCGGGCAAGAUCAAGACGGGAGAGGAGGCGCGGCCGAACCCGAGCGAGAGAGCGCCGCGACGAGAUUGCGACGAGAUUGCCGCGAGACGAGUGGAGAUCGUCGGGCUGCGCAAGACCAUCAGCACCACUGUCACGGGGGUCGAGAUGUUCCACAAGAACCUCGACUACGGCGAGGCGGGCGAGAACGUCGGCUGCCUGCUUCGGGGCCUGAAGCGGGACGACGUGCAGCGCGGCCAGGUCCUCUGCAAGCCGGGGACGGUCAAGCCGGUGACCAAGUUCAAGGCGUCUGUGUAUGCGCUCACCAAGGAGGAGGGCGGCAGGCACACGCCCUUCUUCACAAACUACCGGCCGCAGUUCUUCUUCCGCACCGCCGACUCGGCACCGAUAUCGAUAGCUGCAUGUGAUUAUAAUGGUGCCGGCAAGCUCCAAGCUCCGCCGAAGCGCAUAUUUUCCUUUUUAGACAGCUUGUAUCUUUACCGCAAACUGAGCAUCUCUGAAACUCUUUUUCCAAAUAAACUAUAA
Emiliania huxleyi CCMP1516 is the source of this 1113-nucleotide messenger RNA. RefSeq names its product translation elongation factor Tu. NCBI's taxonomy places the organism in Eukaryota, Haptophyta, Isochrysidales, Noelaerhabdaceae. Gene Ontology annotation, cellular component: mitochondrion. Gene Ontology annotation, biological process: mitochondrial translational elongation. Gene Ontology annotation, molecular function: translation elongation factor activity; GTP binding; GTPase activity. The transcript is spliced from 10 exons. Bases 1 to 1113 code for a protein of 370 amino acids. The record is from RefSeq and is a predicted model, not a curated record.